Eupeodes corollae is the source of this 722-nucleotide messenger RNA. RefSeq names its product protein D3-like. The transcript is spliced from 2 exons. Lineage: Eukaryota; Metazoa; Arthropoda; Insecta; Diptera; Syrphidae. The record is from RefSeq and is a predicted model, not a curated record. Bases 58 to 702 code for a protein of 214 amino acids.
CGUUUAUACGGAACUGAUCAUCAGUUUUCAGGAUAGACGUGCCUAUUUUUAUUUAAUAUGGAUAAAUUAACAUUCUUCCUAGUUAUAAUUUCUGCCAUAUUUUGCGUAACAUGGGGAGCAGAAUCUCAAAUCACUAAAGCAAUGAAAAAAUUUAAGAUUAUACCUGAAAUUGUUUCUGCAGAUAUUGACCAAACACUAAAGGUAACCUUCGACAGUGGGGCAUCUGUUAAUAAAGGAAACGAAAUUUCUCCUUUUGAAGCUAGAAAUCAACCUGCGCUUGAUUGGGAUGCUAAUGACAAUGCGUGCUACACAAUCUUAUGCAUGGAUGUUGAUGCACCUGCACCAGAUGAUCGGUCUAUUAGCAAUAUUGUAACUUGGAUGGUUGGAAAUAUUCUUGGCAAGGAUGUCGAUUCGGGAGAAGUUCUCGUUGAAUAUAUUCCUGUAUCACCACCAAGAGGGUCACAACUGCAUCGAUCGAUUUACCUUGUCUUCGAGCAUCCUAAGAAAAUUAAGUUUGACCGUAAACCUAUUGAUGCAAGUACUAUUACCGGACGUCCAUACUUUUCGUUGGAUGAUUUCUCUGAAAAAUACGGUUUUGGAGGUCCUGUAGCUGGAAACUUUUAUUUAACUCAAUUCGAUGAUCAUGUCUUGAAAGUGUACAAAAGGCUAAGCUGCUGUUUUGAAUUGAAUAAACCAGAAUAAAUGAAAUUAAUUGAAUUAUA